Messenger RNA from Tauraco erythrolophus (red-crested turaco), 2170 nucleotides. NCBI's taxonomy places the organism in Eukaryota, Metazoa, Chordata, Aves, Musophagiformes, Musophagidae. The record is from RefSeq and is a predicted model, not a curated record.
GAUCCCCAUGAUUUGUACACCGGAGAACAGUUCUCCAAGGUCCUGAGUACAUUAACAGCUGUAAAUAAAGCUACCGAAGAUCAGCCGUCAAAAGGGCCAUGUUCACAUCUGUCAUCUCUUAGCUCUGCGGCUGGAGGUCCCCACGCUGACUGCAACGGCACAGCUUCACAGUCAACGAGGCAGUCCAAGCCUGUGGAGAUGACCGAGAAUGGCAGUCAUCAGCUGGUGGUAAAGGCCAGGUUCAAUUUUAAGCAGACCAAUGAGGAUGAACUCUCUGUUAACAAAGGAGACAUUAUUUAUGUCACCCGGGUUGAAGAAGGGGGCUGGUGGGAAGGGACCUUGAAUGGAAAAACAGGCUGGUUCCCAAGCAACUACGUCAGAGAAAUCAAAUCCACCGAUAAACCACUCUCUCCCAAAGCAUUAAAAGGACUUGAAAGCACUCAACUGACAAAGAAUUAUUACCCUGUGGUGUUGCAAAAUAUUCUGGAAACAGAACGAGAUUAUGCGAAGGAACUACAGUCACUUCUGGGAACUUACUUAAGACCCCUCCAGUCUUAUGAUAAGCUCAGUGCUGUGGACAUCGCGUCGUUGCUGGGGAACGUGGAAGAAAUCUCUGCAUUUCAGCAAACUUUGAACCAAGCCUUGGAAGAAGUUGCGAAGCUCCCCGAGAACCAGCAGCGCGUGGGAGGCUGUUUCAUGAACCUGAUGCCCCAGUUCCGCUCCCUGUACUUGACCUACUGCGCUAACCACCCCUCUGCCGUCCACGUCCUCACGCAGCACAGCGAUGAGCUGGAGAAGUUCAUGGAGAGCCAGGGUGCGGCCAACCCAGGCAUUCUCAUCUUAACCACGAGCCUCAGCAAACCCUUCCUGAGGCUGGAUAAAUAUGUGACACUGCUGCAGGAGCUGGAGCGGCACGUGGAGGAGGCGCAUGCGGAUCACGAAGAGGUUCUGAAAGCCAUCGCGUCCUUCAAGUCUCUCGUGUUGCAAUGCCAAGAGCUAAGGAAGAGGAAGCAACUCGAACUGCAGAUCCUUUCCGAAUCCAUCCAGCGCUGGGAAGGAGAGGACAUAAAAACGAUGGGAAACAUCAUCUACAUGUCCCAGGUUAUGGUACAGUGUGGGGGAAAUGAGGAGAAAGAAGAGCGAUAUUUCUUGUUGUUUCCAAACGUUUUGCUGAUGCUGUCUGCCAGCCCACGGAUGAGUGGGUUCAUCUAUCAGGGAAAGCUGCCUUUGACGGGAAUGACGCUGACUAAGCUGGAAGACGCCGAAGGGAACGAGCACAUGUUUGAAAUUGCAGGGAACAUGACAGAGCGGAUCACCGUAUCCUGCAGCACCAGCCAGGACUUGCACGAAUGGCUUGACCACUUGCAAAGGCUGACCAAAGGGACCUGCAACACCGUAUCCAAAACGCCGUCCUGGGGUGCCCAUUCGACAUUUAGUUCAGCCGGACAGAUCCGUGGGCCUUUGGAACCCCCCAAAAUCCUCAAGCCCUGGAGCUUGAGCUGCCUCCGUCCCGCUCCUCCGCUCAGACCAUCAGCAGCACUGAGUUACAAAGAGAGGAUGUCUUAUAUCUUAAAGGAUUCGAGCAAAAGUCCAAAAACAAUGAAGAAGUUUCUUCCUAAAAGGAAAACUGAGAGAAAACCAUCUGAUGAAGAGUUUGUUAUUCGGAAAAGUACUGCUGCGCUGGAAGAAGAUGCUCAGAUCCUGAAGGUGAUCGAGGCAUACUGCACUGGGGCAGGCUUCCAGCAAGCUCUCAGCUCAGGCUCCCGUAAAGACUCCAUCCCCCAAGUCCUUCUUCCUGAGGAAGAGAAAAUCAUCGUGGAGGAGACACGAAGCAACGGCCAGACUGUCACGGAGGAAAAGAGCCUUGUUGACACGGUUUAUGCACUGAAAGAUGAAGUCAAAGAACUGAAACAGGAGAACAAAAGGAUGAAGCAGUGUUUGGAGGAAGAGCUUAAAUCCAGGAAGGACUUGGAGAAGCUGGUUAGAAGGCUGCUGAAGCAGACGGACGAGUGUGGCAGGGAGGACACGGGGCGCAAGUCGUCCCUGAUCGCCUGAGCUCGGGGAGAAGCUGCUGGCAGUGGUGUGUGACCUCAGGUGUUUUUUGGGAAGCGGAACUGGAUCCUUUGCCUCUUCUUGCUCCUUAUUUUGUCGGUUUAGGGAAUUUUGUUAC